CGUAGCGGAUGUUGACACAGGCUGCGGGAAACAGCUGCGAGAGAGAAAACAGCGCAGAAACCGCGACACUGACACCCAAACACGCAAAAGAGAGCCAGGAAGAGGAGAAAACGAAGGGAAAGCGCCCUAAAGAGAGACAGACGAAGUCUUCCAAAGAAAACGACCAUUUAAGGACACAUCGGCGGUGACACAGAAGCCCAGAGCGCAACAGACGGACGGAGAGAUUGUUGGUCCCAGCUGCAGUGCGCCAUGGGGCGGAUUUUCCUGGACCACAUCGGAGGGACAAGGCUCUUCUCCUGUGCCAACUGCGACACCAUCCUGACAAACCGGUCCGAGCUCAUCUCCACGCGCUUCACUGGAGCCACCGGCCGCGCCUUCCUCUUCAACAAGGUGGUGAACCUGCAGUACAGCGAGGUGCAGGACCGCGUGAUGCUGACUGGCAGGCACAUGGUGCGUGAUGUCAGCUGUAAGAACUGUAACAGCAAGCUGGGCUGGAUCUAUGAGUUCGCCACAGAGGACAGCCAGCGCUACAAGGAGGGCCGUGUCAUCCUGGAGAGGGCGCUAGUGAGGGAGAGCGAGGGUUUCGAGGAGCACGUCCCAUCUGAUAACUCCUGAGCC
Messenger RNA from Megalops cyprinoides (Indo-Pacific tarpon), 618 nucleotides. RefSeq names its product protein yippee-like 5. The coding region runs from base 250 to 615 and encodes 121 amino acids. The transcript is spliced from 3 exons. Lineage: Eukaryota; Metazoa; Chordata; Actinopteri; Elopiformes; Megalopidae. The record is from RefSeq and is a predicted model, not a curated record.